AUGAGUAAUAUGUUAGUAGUCGAAAUUUUUGAUGUAUGGGGAAUAGAUUUCAUGGGUCCCUUCCCAUCAGCUGAAAAAUAUGAAUAUAUUUUGCUUGCUGUUGAUUAUGUGUCGAAGUGGGUGGAAGCUAUUCCUACUAGAACUAAUGAUCAUAAAAUCGUGAUGAAAUUUGUGCAGGAAAAUAUUUUUUCGAGAUUUGGAUGUCCUAGAGUGAUUAUUAGUGAUGGAGGAACACAUUUUACAAAUAAAAAUUUCAGAGAACUGUUGAAAAAGAAUGGAGUACACCAUAGAGUAGCCACUCCAUAUCAUCCCCAAACAAAUGGGCAAGCUGAAGUAGCAAAUAGGGAAAUUCAGAGAAUUUUGAGAAAAAUAGUUAGACCAGAUAGGAAAGAUUGGCCCACGAAAUUACAAGAUGCAUUAUGGGCUUAUAGAACAGCUUAUAAAAAUCCCAUAGGUAUGUCCCCAUUUCGUCUCAUUUUUGGAAAGCCAUGUCAUCUUCCUGUGGAAAUAGAGCAUAAAGCAUUAUGGGCUAUAAAAAAUUUAUGUAUGGAUGAAAAAUCAGCUGGUGGGCAUAGAAUUUUUCAGUUACAUGAACUAGAGGAGUUGAGGAAUGAAGCUUAUGAAAAUCAUAGAAUAUAUAAAGAAAAAACUAAAACUUUUCAUGAUAAAUACAUUAGCAGAAAAAAAUUUGAUGUUGGACAAAAAGUGUGGUUAUAUGAUUCUAGGCUGAAAUUAUUCCCAGGAAAAUUAAAAUCAAAAUGGAAAGGGCCUUAUGUGGUGGAAGAGACAUAUGAUCAUGGGGCUGUAAUGAUUAAAGAUCCUAAAAGUGAUCAUAACUUUAAGGUAAAUGGACAGCGGCUUAAACAUUACAUAGAACAUGAAUGCCUUGCAGAAAAAGAAAUUUUAUUAUUAAAAGAAAUUCAAGAGUAA
Spirodela intermedia is the source of this 930-nucleotide messenger RNA. The record is from the annotation of a GenBank genome assembly. NCBI's taxonomy places the organism in Eukaryota, Viridiplantae, Streptophyta, Magnoliopsida, Alismatales, Araceae.